Molecule: messenger RNA, 1384 nt
Organism: Rotaria sp. Silwood1
Lineage: Eukaryota; Metazoa; Rotifera; Eurotatoria; Philodinida; Philodinidae
Source: the annotation of a GenBank genome assembly
UUUUUUCAGCAAUAUUAUCCCCGAUCUAGGUAAGCCAUCACUGCAUACAGUAAAACAAAGACGAUGGAGGGCACGUCGAAAACACAAGCUCCACUCAACUCAAUUAUCAGUACCUCUCCCAACUGUAGAACAAGUUAUUGAACAAGAUUUGUAUUUAUCAGCUGGUGAUAAUGAAGAUUUUGAAGAUAAUUUACAUAUUGAUAGUGAAGAUUUUGAAAAUAACUUACAUAUUAAUGAUGAUCAUUUUGAUGAUAAUUUACAUAUUGAUGAUGAUAAUAUUGAGGAUAAUUUACUUAUCGAUACUAAUAAUUUGGAAGAUGAUUUAAUUUAUGAUAAUAACUGUAAUUAUAAUUUAAAUCCAGAUUUUAUUGAAUCAAAUGAACAAUGUAUUGAACAAGAAUUAGAUGAACCAUUAUAUGAUGGUGCACCAGUUACAUUUAUACGUUAUCAUAAACAAAUAUUAGAAUUCGGAAAUUUAGUUAAAUUGAACGGUUCCAAUAUGAACAAAUUAUUAAAAUUGAUCGGCAAUGCCUUACCAAUUGGAAAUAAAUUAGUAAAAUCACAUAGAAAGUUGGUUUCAAUUUUUCAAGAACGAUCGUCAUUCAAUGAAGUGUUGAGGUGUACAAAAUGUUUAGAAAUUAUUGAUAAUAAUAAUUAUUGUUCUAUAAUUUGUGAAAAAAAUCAAUGUCAACGACGAGUAGGUGAUAUUAUUGAACACAUUUCUGUUGAUCGGUCUAAUAGACAAUUGAUUGAAAUUAUUCGUCGAAACAAACACUUAAUAUUAAGUUAUCCACAACUUGUUGAUAAAUUAUUACCAUGUGAUGUUAUGACAGGAUUAGUUUAUGAAAAGAUUAUAAAAAAUCUUCAAACAUCAUCCAACAACACGUUCCCCAUUACAUUAAUGCUGCAUAUAGAUAGUACACCUAUUGUUCAUUGGAAUAAAAAACAUACGUGGUUAGUAACAGCAUCCAUUGUUGAAAUUCCACCACCACUCAGAGAAAAUCAAUUCAAUAUUUUAUUAUUAUCUGUAUGGAAUGCACCAGUCAAACCAGAUGCAGAUUCAUUGCUAAAAGAAAUUUGUGAUACAAUUAAACAAACUUUAAUUGUUGAUGAUAUUAAAUUUUCAGUCGAUAUAUUGUUAUUUAAAGCAGAUUUACCAGCUCGUGCUUUAGCAACUAAACAUGUUCAUCACAACGGAUAUUAUGCAUGCCUCGAAUGUGAUCAAGAAGGUGUAUGGUGCGAAAAAGCUCGAUAUGUUAUAUAUCCAUACAAUCAAAAUUCGGUAAAUCUUCGUACAUCAGAACAUAUUAAUAUUUGUGCCAAACUGAUUAGUCAGCAAUCUUCCGAUGAUAAUUGUUAUGGUGUAAGAGGUGUUAGUCCAUGA